UCCAUCUUUCUUCCUGUACCUUCGGCUCAAUGUGCGUAGUAACUCGCAAAGUAGGUAUCAAGGAUAUGCCAGAAUAAAAGGGUUGAAAGCAGAUCUGCAGCUCCCAGCCUUCCAUUCAAUCACUGACGUAGCUCCUACGAUAGCAGGGACACUAGGCACUUAUUGAGGCCGUCCAUUCCCAUUGGGAAAACGUGGAUCCAAAGCCCCUGAGGCUCAAAUAUCCUGCAUCAUCAUUACACUAAAUCUUCCGUCACUUUCCGUCCGUUCUGCCUCAAUUGCCUCCUGAUUCCAUUGCCGUCAUCCCGCCCACACCCUUGACAAAUCAGCCUCAUACCGUAACUUGAGCCACCCCAGAUUUGGAUGUCGACAUCCGACCCCACACGCACCCACCUAAUUGAGCUUUAAUAAACCCCUCGCUUGCCCCUCCACGUUGCGACGUUCGCUUCUCACAUCAAUGUCCUUUAUCUUUCGAAGGUUAUUCGGCACAUCAAUAGUCAACAUGGACGCAGCAAAAGCAAAGACACAGAGGCUGAUCGAUGAGAAUGCCGUUAUGGUUUUCAGCAAGUCGUACUGCCCGUACUGCCAGAACACCAAGCGCAUCCUCGACGGCUACGGCGCAAAGUAUCUUGCCUAUGAGCUGAACCAGGAGAACGACGGCAGUGAGAUCCAGGACGCACUGCUUGAAAUCAGCGGCCAGCGGACAGUUCCCAACAUCUUCAUCAGCAAGAAGCACAUUGGCGGCAACUCGGACCUGGAGAAACGCCAGUCGAACGAUCUUGAGCAGCUGCUCAAGGAGGCAGGCGCCAUUUGAAGGGUUGGCCCGUCUGGAAUUGGCUGGAGGGUGGUUGCGCUACCAGUGGAUAGACUCUCCGGAGUUGUGAUUUGUACAAGAUAAGAAAUAAAAUACACUAUAUGCCACAACAGUGCUUGCACGCUCCUCCCUAUACAACUUGGGAAGCAACUGUGCCGACAGGCCGCUCCACGAAUUCCAUGACACCUUCGACGAUGUUCUUCCGCGCCGGCUCACUGGCCACCUUGCUACCCGCGAGGUAGUUGAGCCACAGCGCCCGCGAUAUCCUCUCAUCGUCCACCGUGCCAAGGAGCUCUCGCCCGCCCGCCUCACCACUCCCCUUCGGGCCCCUGCCCGGGUCGUACACGAUGGUGAGCCUUCCCUGGCCAUCCCGGAUGAGGAGGAGCUCCUUCUUCUU
Phialemonium atrogriseum is the source of this 1208-nucleotide messenger RNA. RefSeq names its product thioredoxin-like protein. Gene Ontology annotation, cellular component: nucleus; cytoplasm. Gene Ontology annotation, biological process: cellular response to oxidative stress. Gene Ontology annotation, molecular function: glutathione disulfide oxidoreductase activity. The coding region runs from base 455 to 811 and encodes 118 amino acids. The transcript is spliced from 2 exons. NCBI's taxonomy places the organism in Eukaryota, Fungi, Ascomycota, Sordariomycetes, Cephalothecales, Cephalothecaceae. The record is from RefSeq and is a predicted model, not a curated record.